Cicer arietinum (chickpea) is the source of this 2381-nucleotide messenger RNA. Its product is annotated as mechanosensitive ion channel protein 3, chloroplastic-like. Gene Ontology annotation, biological process: transmembrane transport. The record is from RefSeq and is a predicted model, not a curated record. Lineage: Eukaryota; Viridiplantae; Streptophyta; Magnoliopsida; Fabales; Fabaceae. Gene Ontology annotation, cellular component: membrane.
CACUCCUCAUUUGCGAUUACGUGUGCCAACGGGAGUCCGAUUACAAGUAAAAAGAUAGUAGUAAAUGUUUUGGUUUGUGUUAUUUGCAAAGCGGUGAUUGUUUUCGUCGAAUAUUAGCAUCUUUGAUUCCCUUUAUUUUCUUUUCCCCAUUCAUUUGGAAAUAAUCACAUAUCGGCGCAUCACUGUUAUCUCUCCCAAACUCUCCCUCACUCAGGCAUGUUAAAUCAAAUUAAAUUAUCUUUACACCAUCUUCUUUACUUUUAUCAGUUCCAUUGCUGAGCAAGUUGUUCAAGGAAGGAAUUCAGCUUCUUGCAGUUUCGAUGUUGCAUGACGUCUUACUUCACUUCAAUUCAACAAUGGCAUAUUCUGGAUCAAUUCGAUUCUCUCACGACGUUAGGUUAUACAGUACUCAUGGAAGCUGUACUUUUUGUCAUAGACUGAAUUCUUCAGCACUCGUAUUUUCCAGAUUACAUUCUCAACUUAAGCCUGUACCUUCUAGAUGUAAUAUUUUGUUGUGCCGAUCUGCCCUAGUACCGGCUGGAGGGUGCGAGGCUUCGCUGAUGAAAGUGGCUACUGUUUCUUUGUCAAGGUCAUGUAAUGCCAUAUCUGGAAGACCAAUUGUGCUUCAAUUGAUCCCGGCCCUUGGUAUCAUUGGCUUUGCCAUCUUUGGUCUUGAGCCUCUCUUACGCCUGUGCAGGGCUCAAUUUCUCCAAGAAUGGACUGAUAAAAGUUGGAAGAAAAGUAAUUCACGUUAUAUCAUGACAUCUUAUUUUCAACCUUUGCUGCUGUGGACUGGGGUAAUGCUCAUCUGCAGGGGUUUCGAUCCACUUGUCCUACAAUCCGAAACCAGUCCGAUUAUAAAGCAACGGCUGCUGAGUUUUGUAAGAUCUUUGUCAACCGUGCUUACAUUUGCUUACUGUUCCUCAAGCUUUGUUAGACAAGCGCAAAAGUUCUGUACGGAGACAAACGAUUCCAGUAAUGAAAGAAAUAUUAGCAUUGAUCUUAUCGGGAAAACUGUAUAUACUGCAAUAUGGGUUGCUUCCGUGUCAUUGUUCAUGGAGUUGCUGGGUCUUUCCACUCAGAAGUGGUUGACAGCUGGUGGUUUGGGUACAGUGUUGCUUUCACUUGCAGGUCGUGAGAUAUUCACAAACUUCCUUUCAAGUCUGAUGAUUCAUGCAACUCGGCCGUUUGUCGUGAAUGAGAGAAUCAAAACAAAGAUAAAAGGAUAUGAGGUUUCUGGUAAAGUUGAGCAUGUAGGCUGGUGGUCGCCAACAGUAGUUAGAGGUGCUGAUUGUGAAGCAGUUCACAUUCCUAAUCACAAUUUGAGUGUAAAUGUUGUGAGGAAUCUUAGUAAGAAAUCUCAUUGGCGCAUCAAAACUCACCUUGCUAUCAGUCACUUUGAUGCUAACAAGAUUAAUAGCAUUGUAGCUGAUAUGCGCAAGGUUUUGGCCAAAAAUCCUCUAGUAGAGCAGAGAAAAUUGCACAGAAGGGUUUUUCUGGAGGAUAUCAAUCCAGAAAAUCAGGCUCUUAUGAUAUUAGUAUCUUGCUUUGUUAAAACUUCACAUUCUGAAGAGUACCUCCGUGUUAAGGAGGCCAUUCUCUUGGAUCUUCUUAGAGUGAUUAGUCACCAUGGAGCUCGGCUAGCGACACCCAUCCGCACAAUUCAGAAGAUGUACAGUGACUCUGAUUUAGAAAUCGAUCCAUUUGAUGACGCCAUUUUUGCUCGUUCCGCAGCAAAGAGAAAUCUCUCUUUCCCAGUGAUAGAUCUACCUUAUAAAGUUAAGCCUUCGACUCAAUCGACAAUUGUAAACGAUGAGAAAGAUGCCAAGAUUCAUGAAACCUUGGUAUCUGAGAUCAAAGUAGAUGGUGAAAAAGUUGCUGUGACAUGGACCCCCUCUUCAAGUGUAAAGUCUCAGGAUAAAUUAAAGUCAACAUCUGAAGCCAAGACCAAGAAUGUGGAUUCUGAUAAUUCAGUCCAGAAGGGCUCUAAAUCGGCAACAAUACCACAAACUUUGUUAUCAUCCAAUGAGUCUUCACCAUCAAAGCAAGAUGAAGAAAAAUGAUCUAGUUGCCCUUUUUUUUAGCUGGAUAUUUGAUAUCCCUAACUGAUUAGCCAUUAAGGGAGAUCUGAUACUAUCAAGUUCCUGUCAUCUGGGUCUAGGGAAUGGUUCGAUUCGUUAUCAAUCUAUUAUUACAAGCAGCCUUAACUUGUAUUUAAAUGAGGUUGAUUUUAGCACUAGAAUUAGAAAUUAGAACCUAAUUGAAUACGCAUAUUAUGUACAUAAUUUGUGUCAGAUUCUUUGAAUAGCAGCAUUGCGAGUUAGCAAAUAGCACCUGUUAAUGAGACAGCAUAAAAUGAGUUAAAAUAAGCAUUUUUUCCA